Messenger RNA from Euleptes europaea (tarantolino), 4926 nucleotides. It is a transcript of the gene FANCM, whose product is annotated as FA complementation group M. Gene Ontology annotation, molecular function: ATP binding; nuclease activity; four-way junction DNA binding. The transcript is spliced from 24 exons. Lineage: Eukaryota; Metazoa; Chordata; Lepidosauria; Squamata; Sphaerodactylidae. The record is from RefSeq and is a predicted model, not a curated record. Gene Ontology annotation, biological process: replication fork reversal; double-strand break repair via synthesis-dependent strand annealing; interstrand cross-link repair. Bases 1 to 4926 code for a protein of 1641 amino acids.
AUGCGGCCGUCGGGGGCCUCCCGGCAGGCGACGCUGUUCCAGGCGUGGGGCGGCCGGCCGGCGCCCUCGGGCAGCCGGCGGGGGGACGGCGAUGGCGACGACGACGAGGCGCUGCUGCGGGCGGCGCUGGAGGCCGAGGCGGCGGCGGCGUCGGGGGGCGAGGGCGUCGGCGUCGGCGGGGGGCCCCUGGCGGGGGGCUUCGUGGGGGGCCCCGCGGGCGGGCUGUGGCUAUUCCCGUGGGGCCGCGGCGUGGAGGAGCGGGGCUACCAGGUGCAGGCGGCGCGGGCGGCGCUGGAGUCCAACACGCUGCUGUGCCUGCCCACCGGGCUGGGCAAGACGCUGGUGGCGGCCGUGGUGCUCCGCAACUUCCACCGCUGGUUCCCCGCCGGCCGCGCCGUCUUCCUGGCCCCCACCAAGCCCCUCGUGGCCCAGCAGAGGGACGCCUGCGCGCGCCUCGCCGGCAUCCCCCAGGCGCACAUGGCCCGCAUGACCGGGGGUACCCAAGUUGCGGAUCGGAAAGAGAUCUGGCAGAGCAAGAGGGUCUUCUUUCUUACUCCUCAAAUAAUGAUUAACGAUCUUUCCCGCGGGUUGUGUCCUGCAGCAGGAGUCAAGUGUCUGGUUAUUGACGAGGCCCACAAAGCACUUGGAAAUCAUGCCUAUUGUCAGGUUGUGAAGGAAUUAUGCAAAUAUACCCAACAGUUCCGCAUUCUGGCUCUAAGUGCCACUCCUGGCAGUGACACCAAGGCUGUGCAGCAAGUAAUUUCCAACCUGUUGAUUUCACACAUCGAACUCUGGUCGGAAGAUUCCCCUGAUAUUCAGCCUUAUUCCUAUGAACGGCUGGUUGAGAAAUGUGUCGUUCCACUUGGAGAAGAACUGUCUGAAAUGCGGGCUGCCUACAUCCGGGUCCUGGAAUCUUUUGCUGGCCGACUUAUUCGGUUCCGGGUUUUAGCCCAGCGAGAUAUUUCUGCUCUCACAAAGUAUCAAAUAAUCCUAGCAAGAGAUCAGUUCAGGAAAAAUCCUGCAACCUGUGUUACGGGGGUGCAGCAAGGGAUAAUAGAAGGAGAUUUUGCUCUUUGUAUUAGUCUGUAUCAUGGUUACGAGCUGCUGCUGCAAAUGGGAAUGCAGUCAUUGUAUAUCUUCUUAUCUGGAAUUAUGGACGGAACCAAAGGUAUGACUCGUGCCAGAAACGAACUGAGGCGGAACGAGGAGUUCAUGGCGUUGUACGGCCUGCUUGAAGGCAUGUUUGCAAAUCCAUCUGAGACUUCAGCAAACGGCAGCAUGAGAUCAGGAAAGGAAAAAUUGAAACCGUUCAUCUAUAGUCACCCAAAGUUAAAGAAAUUAGAAGAGGUUGUUGUAGAACACUUCAAAUCCUGGAAGGAACAUGGAGCUGAAAGCAAACCUGCCGAUACCAGAGUCAUGAUCUUCUCCUCUUUCCGCGACAGCGUUCAUGAAAUUGCGGAGAUGCUGAGUCGGCACCACCCAGUCGUGAGGGUCAUGACUUUUGUGGGGCAUUCAACAGGGAAGAACGCAAAAGGCUUCACACAGAAGGAGCAGCUUGAGGUGGUAAAACACUUCCGUGCGGGCGGCUACAACACGCUGGUCUCCACGUGUGUGGGAGAAGAAGGGCUGGACAUUGGAGAAGUCGAUCUCAUUGUCUGUUUCGAUGCUCAGAAAAGCCCGAUUCGCCUUGUCCAGCGCAUGGGUCGAACCGGACGCAAGCGGCAGGGCCGGAUAGUUGUCAUCCUUUCGGAAGGACGGGAAGAACGAACUUAUAACCAAAGCCAGUCGAAUAAAAGAAGCCUUCUCAGAGCGAUUUCUGAAAACAAAGUGCUCCGCUUGUACCAGCACAGUCCGCGAAUGAUUCCCGAAGGCGUAAAUCCCAAGAUGCACAGGGUACUGGUCACACCACCGGAACCUGAGCAAGACGCUUCCCCACCCAGCCCCACAGAGGGAAGAGCAGUUGCCCUGCAGCGGAAGUGGCUACCCGGUUACGCUGGCCCCGGUGCAAAGCAAACUGAUUCCUCUGAAGGCUGGUGUCUUACAGCAGAAGAAUUUGAAGUGUGGAAUCGCUCAUAUAGAGUGAAAGCAGAGGAUGGAAUCAAACAACCAGUAAUGCCUCAAAGUAGUUUUGAAACACUGAAAGACGGGGAGGAGAAAAGGGACUCGCGAGCCGAAGGUGUGUACGAGCUUUCCCUGACAGAAUGGAGACUUUGGCAAAAUCGUCCUUUCCCUACUCACUUGGUGGACCACUCAGAACGUUGCGGCCACUUCAUUAGUGUUAUGGAAAUGAUAGAGCGAAUGAGGCACGAGGAGGGGGACUGCAGCUAUGAGUUGAAAAUUCAGCCUUAUUUGCACCGGGAAGACGUUGAUGCCUCCGCCCUGAAGAGGAGUAGAAGCGUUCUUGAUCCCGUAGCCGCUCCAAAGGCUUCCUCAUCCCGAAACUCCCCAGGGACUGUGUCAGUAGCAGACCGCCGCUCCUCCUCCCCGCAGGAUCUCGACGCAGAAUGCUUGUCUCUUUUCAAAGCAGCCAGCUUCAAUCCUACUAAACGGGCUCAGGCACUUGGCAUAGAGGCUGAGGGUUGCAGCGAAGAGAGCAGCAGCUUUUCCAGUCGUCCGCUGCUGUCUGAUGAAGACACCGGUCCUCGGGCCUUGCCAGAUGGAAACAGGGACUGCAGCCGCACGAGGGCCGGUCGUGAAGCGGCCGUGGCGAGGGGCUUCCCAGGGGCUGUUAAACGCUGCAGAUCACAGGAUGGCCACAGCGUAGACGCUGACUCCGGUUGCUUCUCGGAAGACAACUUGCUGGUUUCAGAUUCUCUGUUUUACCUUCCUGUACCGGUGAAGGAUUCGCUCAUGCUUCCUGUCCCCUCUGCUGUGGUGGACCCUUCUUGCGGAAGAGACGUUCUGAUAAGCGCAACCGGGCUUCUGUCACAAACCCCUCCGUCUUUGAACGAACUCCUUGAUUUUUUGCGAACAAACGACGCCCAGCAACCCGACUCCGAGCAAAAAUGUGUUUCCCAUAUGAACGUGUCCCAGAAGGUCUUGGAGAUCCUGUUAGUUCAUUAUUUGUACAUCAGGACAAAGCUUUGGAAGCAGUUGAUCGCGCAGGGGAAGCAGAUCUGCCUCCUGAAGAGAUGCACUGGAGACAGAGAGCACAAGAACCAAAACAGCGGCAUCCUGAUUGCUAUCGAAGGAGCCAGCAGUGGAAGCGAAGAUGAAGUUGUUUUUCUUGGGAAAAGUAAGAGGAAAAGAAAUGUUUUGAUAUCGCCAAAUUUGGACUGGUCUAGUGACGAGAGUGCCGAUUUUGUCAAGAAAGCCAACAGAAUUUGUGUGGCAGAGAGCGAGAAGCCAGGCAGAGGUGUGAAAAGGCAGAAGCGGUUGGACAGCAAUAUGACCAAGAAAGCAGCCAAGCAGUUCAUAGACGAAGAGGCGGCCCUUUCCGAUGACGGAGCAGCGGAAGUUUCGUCCGACGAGACGGUGGACUCAGAGGACGAACUGAUGAGCUCCUCCCUCAAUCAGUUUCUUAAUGACGAGACACAGAUUCUGCAAGGCUUGGACGAAUCUGAGAUGCAGGCGGUUUACCUGGAAUCUGUGCGCAGCCCAGCCAUCAGUAACAGGCAGGGCAGGACUAUCCGCAAACUGUGCGACCCAGCAGCUGUUUUCUCACAGGUUCCGGAGCUGGAUGAGAGCUACGUGGUGGACAGCUUCUGUGUCCAGGAGGGCGAGGAGGAGGAGGAGCGGCAGCCCCGAGGCAGCUCCAGUGAAGGGGAGGAGAUCUGUCUCAACUUUGACCUCUUAGGGGAGGAGAGUUUUGCAGAUGGGAGAAAGCAGUACUGCACUCGGCGCAGGAGGAAGCAGAAAGAGGCCCGUGCAGCAGAGAAGCCACGGGGUCUGCCGGGGCUGCAGAAGAAGCCCUCCCGGAUCCUCAUUUUGGAUGACUCCAGUGAAGACGAAGGAGACAUCCGCUCGGAGCCACCGGUGGAACCGCUGCCCAGCUCUAAAGCUGGGGCUGGCCGUUACUUGGCCCCGUCACGGGUUUUGGACAGCUCCCUCCACCGCGGAACUUCCACCCCAAAGGAUCUGGUCCCUCUACCCCAGGAGAACCGAACCCGGCUCCUGCUAGACCUGAAAGCUUCCUUGGCAGAAGAGCUGGACUUCCAGCCUCAGGGCAAAGGGCCAAGCAAGACUGAACUGCUCGGUGGGGACCUCCAGAGUUCAUUAAAGCUGCCCCCGGGCUCCCGGGGGAAUCCAGCGCCCCUCUGCAUUCUGGCGGACAGUCGAGAGAUCUCUUCUGGGCCCAACGUCAUUUCCACCCUGAAGGCUGUUCACGGCUUCAAGGUUGAGGUGUGCUCUCUGGGCAGCUGCGAUUACAUCGUCAGCAACCGGCUGGCGGUGGAGAGGAGGUGCCAAGCCGAGCUGGUGAACGGUGUGCAACGGAGCAAGGUGGCCCAGCGGGUGCAGCAGCUGAAGGGCAGCUUUGACCGGAUCUGUGUGAUCGUCGAGAAGGAGAGAGCCAAAGCAGGAGAGGCCCAGAGAGGCUUCCAGCGGACCAAGCACUACGACGGCCUGCUGUCGUCCUUCCUCCGCGCAGGGAUCCGGGUGCUCUUCAGUUCCUGCCAGGAAGAGACAGCCGAGCUGCUGAAAGAGCUGGCACUGGUGGAGCAGCGGAAGGGCGCUGCCAUCCUCGUGCCCACAGAGGUGCAGGGGCCCGGGCAAGACGCCCUCCGCUUCUACCUGAGCGUGCCUGGUGUCAGCUAUGUGACAGCAUUAGCCUUGUGCCACCGGUUCCGCUCUGUGGAAGAGGUGACAAACAGUUCUCCGAGCGAGCUGGUGGCCCGUACCCAGGUGACCCAGCAGAAGGCGGAGGAGAUCUACCACUACCUACACUACGCUUUUGACAAGCAGAUGCUGCCUGAGAGAGUCACGUGA